UUUUAUGCUGUUGCUUCAGGUCUGAAACCUGAACAGAGAUCAUGCCAACAGUCGCUCGCUGUCGGCCGCAGAAAUCACUGAAGAGAAGGAUAUUGAGUUGAUUGGCUGCACAUCACGUCAUGCACAUGAACAGACAGCAACGCACACGCAAGCUCGCUAAUGGCAUGGGACCCUGGACAUCUGCCCCUAUUUGACACUGCUUUCCGUCACCAUGAGGAGGUCCGUGGUGUUCUGCCUGGCCGUCAGCUUUGCUGUGUUUGGAUUUGGCCUCUCACUGCAGUGUUACUCCUGCCCUGAUGACUCCUCUGAUAGCUGUGAAGUCAAACAGGAGUGUAACCAAGGUGAAGACAGCUGCCUCAAACUCACCAGUGGAGAAAAAACCUACACUGGGUGUAUGAGUCACGCGGACUGUGACUUCAUGACUCUGGCCGUCAGAUACUCCCUCUUUGAUUUCGACUUCUCCUGCUGUCAGUCAAAGCUCUGCAAUGGCCAAGAAAAAAGUUUCUUUCAGAGAUUUAGGGAAUACUUUGGUUAAGAAAUGACAAAAAGAAGAAAGAAAAUGAUUUCACUCUGCUGAUCCUCAUUUGUAGCACUUAAUUGUUCAUUGAGAAACACUCAACAAUAAAAUCUUAUCCUGAUAACUCACCUUGACCGGGUCCAUGAAGCACUGCAGUCACGGUCACUGUUUGUUAGAGUUGUUGCUGAGAUUCACUGUCUUUCUAGAGGAAACGGUGCACUUUAGAGUUCUGAUACAGGGAUCAAAAAAGCAGCAGUGAAACAUGUUUGAAUGAACUGAUGCCAGGGACACAUCGGUAAUGAAAACGGAGAGAUCAAUGGUCAAGUCCUGCUGGUGCAGUUUUCCACUGACCAUAUGUCUUUUCUACAUUUAUCCACACUGCAAAAGGCUGAUUUGUACUGAAAAGAGGUUGGACUAAUGCUACUAAUGGUUCUAAUAAGGCCCUCUUUAUGAAGAGUCUAUAAGUCAUAACUAUUAUGUAGUAAUGUCAAUAGAUCUUUACUAAUUCUUUAUCGAUUAAUUAUAAGCAUGAAUAAGAACAAAAUCUGAGUUGCCCUUUGUCUAGAUUGGACCAUGACCUGACAAUGAUCACUGACCUUCAUGAAAACGGCUGCAGAAGAUCUGGACCAAAAUCCAUUUAUUCCAUUUACCAACCUGUCAACUUAUUACCACAUUUAUAACAGUGUUGUUGCGAAACAGAAAGGAUAUGUCUUAACCUGGCAACCCAAAAUUUGAUGCCUAUUUUUGGUAAGACUUUACUUUUAUUUACCAUUUAAAAAGCAGUAUAUAAGAAUUUAGUAAAUAGUUUAUUACACACUAUAAUGUAGUUGUAAGCAUAUGUAAGUGUUAAUUAACGUAUUUGUUACCAACUGUAGCUUCUCCUGUGGACGCCAUAUACAUGGAGGCUGGUGACAGAUAAUAAAUUGCAAUAAAAUGUCUUCAUAGGAGAAGUUAUGAUUUUUUACAAAUACUUUAUAUUAAAAAAGACAAUUAAAAUUUCCUAAUUUCCGCUUAUAGCUACAUUGACCAUUUAUUAAAGGUUUGCAUACUGCUUAUAAAUGCUAUAUAGGAUGACUUCAAGAGAAUCUUACCCAUAUGGGUACUGUCUUUUAAAGUUCUUCUUCUUAAUGGCUUAUAACUGAUCAAUACAAGUUCAUUUUAUUAUUUAGAACCAUUGAUUAAGCAAUUAGUUACAAAUUUAUAAAGGGUGCCUUGUUAGAAAGCAAUUUGCUGUACGUCUUUCGAUGUGCUUCAGAUUUUAGUUUGGUAUUUAAAUGCUGCUUUGAGCUAAAACAAUUAGGUAGGUAGUCUCAAGUGAUUCACUUUUUCAUGCAUCUGUAGCAUCAAUAACAACACAGAACAGUUUGGUAGAAAAAAAAAAGGUUUUUUGAAGAUAAAAUGUAUCCCUUUCAUCCUCAUUAGCCAGACCACAGUGUGAAAAGACUGAGAAUGGAAAGAGAGAAAGGAAAACAGAUCAUGCAGAGAGGUGGGUCAACACCGUGAUGCUCUUUGUGGCUCAGUGUGCCGAAGCACAAACCAUGUCCACCAUUGUGCUUUGUGUGAUGGCUGGAUUCAAACCUGUGAUUUCACAUGCUCUCAGUAAGAGCCUUAUACCCGCUGAAGCACAACAACAACAGCCUGAAAACAGUCUGAAGAACCACAUCAAAGUCCAGGACUGUACGAGUGUCUGCUGCCGUCCUUGAAUAAUAAUUAAAAUCACACUGAGUUUCUAAACAAGCUGCAGUAUUCCCCUACAGCCAAUUAUAGAAUAAUGCGGAGAGGACAGAAAUGAAUGUGUGUGUGUGUUGGGGCCUGUUUCUGCAGCAGUGAGUAAGUACAAUGUCUUAAUUUACUGACUUUAAUUAAAAGAAGGACAACAUCUGUUACCUAAAACAAUGUAUGUGUGUGUGUGUGUGUGUG
Messenger RNA from Xiphias gladius (swordfish), 2437 nucleotides. Its product is annotated as CD59 glycoprotein-like. The record is from RefSeq and is a predicted model, not a curated record. The coding region runs from base 212 to 535 and encodes 107 amino acids. The transcript is spliced from 4 exons. Lineage: Eukaryota; Metazoa; Chordata; Actinopteri; Istiophoriformes; Xiphiidae.